AUUGCCACCCACACAACCUACACUUAUCUCUCCGUCGCGCACCAUGACCAUCCCAUUGAACGGCACUGCUGUCCACGGCGACAUUGAGGCGCCCCCGCGUCCGAAGGAUGUCGGUAUCCUCGCUAUGGAGAUGUACUUCCCCCAGAGGUGCAUCUCGGAGGAGGAGCUUGAGGAGUUCGAUGGUGUUUCAAAAGGGAAGUACACCAUCGGUCUCGGCCAGAAGUACAUGGCCUGCUGCGAUGAUCGCGAGGACAUCAACUCCUUUGCGCUGACCGCCGUCAUCAACCUCCUGGAGAAGUAUGACAUCGACCCCAAGUCCAUCGGCCGCAUCGACGUCGGCACCGAGACCAUUAUCGACAAGUCCAAGGCGACGAAGACCGUCCUCAUGGACCUCUUCGCGGAGGCAGGCAACACUGAUAUCGAGGGCGUCGACUCGAAAAAUGCGUGCUACGGUUCUACUGCUGCGCUCUUCAACUCCGUCAACUGGGUCGAGUCGACGUCAUGGGACGGCCGGAACGCUAUCGUCGUCGGCGGCGACAUCGCCAUUUACGCAGAAGGCAGCGGACGCCCAACGGGCGGUGCUGGCGCGUUUGCGAUCUUGAUCGGUCCUAAUGCACCUCUUGCGAUUGAGCCCAUCCACGGCACGCACAUGGUGAACACCUACGACUUCUACAAGCCCAAGCUUGACUCGGAGUACCCCGAGGUUGACGGCCCCCUCUCCAUCACCACCUAUGUCUCCGCCAUCGACGCUGCCUACGGCGCAUUCCGCCGGAAGCACGCCAAGGCGAAGAAGGUCGCCAGCUUGAACGGCAACGGCGAUGCUGCUGCGCUCGCUGCUUUCUCCCUCGAGGACGUGGACUACCCCGUCUUCCACAGCCCAUACGGCAAGAUGGUCCAGAAGGCCCACGCUCGUCUUAUCUACAACGACUUCAUCUCGAACCCCAAGUCCCCCAAAUACGCCAACGUGCCGAACCCCGAGGCGAUCCUCGCGCAGCCGUACAAGGAGUCGCUCACGGACAAGGCGCUCGAGAAGACGUUCAUGGGCGUCGCCAAGGCGGAGUUCGAGUCGACCGUCGAGCACUCGAUGCGCUGCGCACGGCGCUGCGGGAACAUGUACACGGCCUCGCUCUACGGCGGGCUUGCGUCGCUCCUCGCGAGCGUGGCGCCCGCGGAGCUGCGCGGGAAGCGCAUCAGCAUGUUCGCGUUCGGCAGCGGGCUGGCGAGCAGCUUCUUCACGAUCCGCGUCAAGGGCGACACCAGCGCGAUCCGCGAGAAGCUGGACCUCAUCAACCGCCUCGCGGCGAUGCAGGUCGUGCCGUGCCAGCAGUACGUAGACGCGCUCGAGUUGCGGGAGAAGAACCACAACGCGGGGUCGUACGUGCCCGAGGGCUCGCUCGACAACAUCUGGCCGGGCGGAUUCUACCUGGAGAGCAUAGACGGGAAGUACCGCCGCAAGUACCUGCGCAAGCCGAAGGCGUGAGUACGUAGGGUGGUCGCUGUCUGCCCGUUGUCCGUCUGUCGUGCUGCUCGACAUCCUCAGCACGACGCUGUCGUUCCCGCAUAAUAAUACCACCAUACGUAUGUACUAUCGCAUUGCUUUGUCUUGCUGGACGUUGCUUGUAGGCCGCUCGCGACGGGUCUCCUAGAUUGACCAUGUGUAAUAUUAAAGCCAAUCCAUUCUCGGAUCCUCA
Postia placenta MAD-698-R-SB12 is the source of this 1691-nucleotide messenger RNA. RefSeq lists its product as hypothetical. The record is from RefSeq and is a predicted model, not a curated record. Gene Ontology annotation, biological process: acetyl-CoA metabolic process; ergosterol biosynthetic process. The transcript is spliced from 6 exons. Lineage: Eukaryota; Fungi; Basidiomycota; Agaricomycetes; Polyporales; Adustoporiaceae. Gene Ontology annotation, molecular function: hydroxymethylglutaryl-CoA synthase activity. The coding region runs from base 44 to 1480 and encodes 478 amino acids.